Arabidopsis arenosa is the source of this 3006-nucleotide messenger RNA. The record is from the annotation of a GenBank genome assembly. NCBI's taxonomy places the organism in Eukaryota, Viridiplantae, Streptophyta, Magnoliopsida, Brassicales, Brassicaceae.
AUUUUGUUGGAUUUACCAGUUGCAAAGAUUGAAACUUCGUGAAUCGUGAUUCAUUUCGAACAAUCUAAUUUAGAUUUAUUGGGUCUGUUUUCUUUUUCUUACCAUAUUUUGUUUUUGUUCGUAAAAACGAUUUUUUGGUAAUGUCGUCACCAGACAUUGUCGGAAUUCUGGAAAACACGAAGGAACUUGAUCGGUUAAGGAAAGAACAAGAAGAAGUUUUGGUUGAGAUCAAUAAGAUGCAUAAAAAGCUUCAAGCUUCUCCUGAGAUAGUUGAGAAGCCUGGUGAUAUCUCAUUGGCAAAGCUUAAGAAUUUGUACAUUCAAGCGAAAGAGCUCUCCGAAAAUGAAGUAACUGUGUCGAACAUUUUGCUUACUCAGUUGGAUUUGCUGCUUCCAUAUGGACCAACAGGGCAGCAAAGAAGAAAACUAGGAGUGGCAGAAGGCAAUGAUCAGAAGAGGAAGAGGAUGAAAGUUGAUUCGGAUGUAAUAAGACUUUCUCCUUCCAUGAGAAAUCAAAUCGAAGCAUAUGCAAGUCUAAAGGGUGAACAGGUUGCUGCGAGAGUUACUGCAGAGAGUGCUGAAAAGGAUGAAUGGUUUGUGGUGAAAGUAAUUCACUUCGAUAGAGAAACAAAAGAAGUUGAAGUACUUGAUGAAGAACCAGGAGAUGAUGAAGAAGGAAGCGGUCAGAGGACCUAUAAGUUGCCAAUGUCAUGCAUUUUACCAUUUCCCAAACGAAACGAUCCUUCGAACACCCAAGAGUUUUCAAUGGGUAAACACGUCUUAGCUGUAUAUCCCGGGACAACAGCACUCUACAAAGCAACUGUAGUAAGUACCCCUCGAAAGAGGAAGUCUGACGAGUACUUGCUGGAAUUCGACGACGAUGAGGAAAAUGGAGCAUUGCCUCAAAGAACAGUACCUUUCCACAAAGUGGUAGCUUUACCAGAAGAAGCGUUCAGAGGUAUCGGUGAGGCUAUUGGAACUGUCUCGGAGGUGGAUGUAGCAGAAGCAAGAGUUCUUGUUGCUGUGAAUGUGACUAAGCCCUUGAAAUUCAAAAAGAGAGUCCUCACUGAUAAUGGGGAAGAAGUCAUGGUAUCUCUCACCUAUGAGAAGUUGUUCCGGUAUUGUUUUACUUGUUUCAUGAUCUCACAUGAGGAGCGUGACUGUCCUCACCUCUCUGAAUCACAAAAACAACUUAACAAAGAUAGGAGAGGUGGCACCUUAACUAAUGGAAGUCGCAGGUUUGAUGAGGACCGUGAUACUGCUGGACGCAGAGAGAGACUUCACAGAGCCGGAGGCAGAGGUAGAGAGGAGAGGCAAGGCUCAGCGCGUGGUCCGGUCCAUCGAUCUACUUCGGAACUAUCCAGCAGAGCAACCAUCCCUCCCUCUAGCAGCAAUCCGCCUGUCCACCGUCAUGUGCGAAGAAACCUCAAUUUGACUGAGGAAUCGCCAAGACCAGAAGUAAGUAGGAAUCCGGUUUGGCAGCGUAUUGGAGUGGCGGCUGACAAGAUUCAGCAACGUGCUAGGGAGUCCUCCAUUCAAUCUUCGUCAGGUUCGCGUAAGAAACCUGAUGAUGUUCCCCAGAAAUUCAAGGAUCUGCGACGGCGAAGUGACAGUCACCGGAAUUCCUCACGAAGGAGAGAGUCUCCACUUCGUAUCAGAUCACCUACUAGAGAGGAGCCAAGUCUCGAAAAUUGGCGUAGUUCUAGACGACCCCCUCGACAUCAAUCAAGCCGGUCUGAUAGAAAUCUGUCAGCUCACCGUGAUUUCCCUUCGGGGUGCGGUACUACUCCUGCUGUAAUGGAGAAAGGGAAAGGCAAGCUUGUGGAGGUUGAAGAAGAACGUGUGUUGGGGGCUGAUGAGGACGAGAUGGAAGAUGCAAAUCCGGUGCCUAAGGAUUUUGAAUUCGGCUCUGGUUCUGGAGCUGGGGUAGGGAAUGAACCGGCAGUCACUCCUUCGACUCAUCCCCAAGAGGUCUCGACUUUACCAGGCAGUUUGGUUGCCAUACCGGCGGAAGCAGUGGGAUUAGAUACAAUCCUGGAUGAAGCUGCAGAGGACAUCAACGAGGAGGAAGGCUGGGUGGAUGAGGACGACGGCCUAGUUGAUUGGGCGGAAGAUGACACGGGGUUGUCAGAUUGGGCAGAGGACGACACACUGGUUAGGGUCCCUGAAGAAAACAUGGAAGAUCGCCUUGAGUUUCAAUGCACCCAAGGUGGUGAAUCAAUCCCCUCUGAUUGGGAGAAUUUGGCUGAUGAGGAAGCGGAUAACGAGAAGGAGAUCACGGAGGAGGAUCUCCGGCUGAUGCAAGAGCUUGAGAAUGAGAUGAUUCUCGAUGGCUUGCUUGACAACGACGAUCUACUUGGAGAAGAGAUGCUGGCUGGUGACAACGAUGAGAUGCUUGGCGAUGAUGAAAGUCAAGAGAGAACCAUCUCUGAGGCCAUUGUACCCAUUUCCCACCAGCGGGUGGAGGUUCCGGCGACGUCUCAGUCACCGUCGAGCAAGCGCCUGAGAUCCCCGGUUAGGGAAAAGACGUCACCAAGAAGAAGCAGUAGACUUGCUGGGUCAGGCAGUGGUGGGCCAGACAUUGGCUUGAUAGGCCCGUUUGUACAAGAUGGGAUGACUGAGCCCAACAACCCUGAGACCAAGAAGGCUUUUAUUCCCCAAAGCCCAAAACUCUUCACUGCAGCAUCCAGGAAAUUAAAACUGUUUGGGCCUAAGCUCUCGCCAAAGAAAAGGUCGGCCCCGCUGGCUUCGGGCACAUCUGGAGCAGUUCCACCACGACCGGAUACCAACAUCCCUCAUCAGGAGGAGGUUACAAUCAAGAUCAACAAGGGUAAGAAAAAGGAAGCAAAGGCCAAGAAGCCUAAGGAAGGUGAGGAGGAGUCCCCGAUCUCCCCCAAACCGCCUACAUGAGGACAAUUGCGUGGAACUGUCAAGGGGCGGGUGCAAAAGAAACGCGUCGCCGACUGGUCGAGUUAACUAGGAUGUAUUCGCCAGGUUUUUUAUUUUU